GUUAUGAAUACAAUAAUAAUUUAACGUACAAUAAAUAAAUCAUAUUUUAGUCCUAAAUAACUGGGAUAACAUAAAAAAAACGCUAUGGCGUCAUUGAACAAAGUUUUACUACAACCACAACUCCCAUUAUUAACUGCGAAACGAUUCCGCGGAAAGAUCAACAUACAGAGGCCUCGAAUGCCUCACUUUGAGAAACAACUUCUAAUUGAUAUAUCCAAACCUUAUUACGGGCCCCCAAAAUAUAAACUGCCGGAAGUUCUUCGCUGUGACAAAGGAGAAAAAAAGACAAAUGUAGAGAUUGAUAACCCAUUCGAAAGAAUAUUAGCCUCUGAAUGUUUGAACUGGUUCAAUACAUCAAAAAUGGUUGUGUUUUUACAUGUGAAUUCUAUAAGUAUGGAGGACAAGACGCCGAUUUUUGCUACAUUAGUCAAAAAUAAUAUGCAUUUAAGAACAUAUGGCAAGAAAAUAGUUAGCAUGGCCACAAAAGGAACCCGUUAUGAGGCAGUCAACCAUCUGUUCACAUCUCAUCAGAAUAUUAUAUUUGGGCAACCAGAAAAUGCUUCAAAAAUGUUUAAAAUAUUAAAAAAGGCUCCACAGUUAGUUGUUAUGGCUGGCAUCAUACAAGAUAGAUUUAUGUCCAAAAACGAACUACUGGAGUACAGUCAAAUGCCAUCCUUAGAUGUUGCUCGAAGCCAGCUGUGUUCAGUCCUCGACAGUGCUGGAUCUAGUGUUGUUGGCCUGUUGAAUAGAAGUCAGCAGACACUUGUUUCACAUCUAGAGCAACAUGUAGAAAUUACGAACUCCUCCAACAAAGAUGGCGCCAAAGAGAAGGCUGAUGGUGCAGAUAGCUGAAUAUAUACUAUUUAAUUAUUGUAGAUAAGACAUGUACAUUAAGAAAAAUACUGUUGAUUAAUGUAUCCUAACAACUUUUAUUUCCCACAUACUGCAUGAACAGAAUCUGUCAUUCUGGUGACCUUCUUUUUAGGUAAUAUUAUUAUUGUUCGUUUUAAAAAGUAUUUUGGUGUAAUUGUGUCAUACUCCAUUCAGUGACACCUGUCGGGCCUCUCUUGGAUUUGGCUUUUGCCCUGAAAACCCAUAGUGUACUUACCAGUGCCAUGUCAAGUUCAGUAUAUGUUUAUAGACCCUAUGUGCUGGUAUUUUAGUGUAAUUAUAAUACCAAGUGUAGGUAUAAUAUCGAGUUUGAUGGGCAAUGUAGAGCAUAAUUGAUUACUUUUGUAAUUAGAAAUAGCAAUUGGGAUUUUAUUUAAUCCGAUUACUUGUAAUCAGAUUGAAUGAAAACCACCAAAUUAAUAAGUAGUUGCAAUUACAUGAUUACUUUUGUGAAAUCGCAAAAUAUGCGAUAUAAAUGGAUAACUAUUGCCACAAGACAUAAAUCUUGAUCUCGUUGACUUACGAGUUUGAUUUUUCACAGCUGGAAGAGACCGUAACCCCAAUUAUUUUAAAUAAAUUUCAACUUGAUGACUACACAUUCCUGAGAAAAAAAAAGUGGUCCUAAAAUGGUUCCUUUAAGGUAUGGAACCCCGGAAAGCAAUCAAUUUUACUAAUUAGAAUUAUAAAAAUUUGAUUGUUAAUCCAAUAACAAAUUUAAAAAUGUACUUGUAUCCAUUAAUGGAAUUUUGGGGUUUAAUUUUCCCAGUUAUUUGUAAUUGUAAUCCCAAUUACAUUUCGCAAUCGUAAUAAUCGUCAAUUCCUAAUCCAAUUACUUAUGGCUCAACAUUCCUGUUGAGUACAAGCGGGCGGUAGUCAAUUAUAAUAAUCACCGUAAGGUGGCCAACUUGCUCGAUAAUAAACCUGAAACUUGGUUAAUACAAAUUUUAUUGGAGUUGAGACAAUUUACAAUAACUUUUGCGAAGCGCACUCACAAGAUGAAUAAAAGAACAACGUUUCAAAUUUUAUAAUAUUGUAAGUAUCGAGCUAUAUCAUUUCGCUGGUUGACUAUAAUUACAAAGUCUUAUGUUAUAUUUUUGCACAAAUCGAAUUAUAUAUAUUUUAUGUACUUUCGGUAAAAAUAUCCAAUAAUCACGAAAGAUAUAAAGGCGAUGGCAUGA
Messenger RNA from Manduca sexta (tobacco hornworm), 2069 nucleotides. Its product is annotated as 39S ribosomal protein L10, mitochondrial. The record is from RefSeq and is a predicted model, not a curated record. Bases 85 to 852 code for a protein of 255 amino acids. Gene Ontology annotation, biological process: translation. Gene Ontology annotation, molecular function: structural constituent of ribosome. The transcript has 3 exons. Gene Ontology annotation, cellular component: mitochondrial large ribosomal subunit. Lineage: Eukaryota; Metazoa; Arthropoda; Insecta; Lepidoptera; Sphingidae.